Miscanthus lutarioriparius is the source of this 510-nucleotide messenger RNA. Lineage: Eukaryota; Viridiplantae; Streptophyta; Magnoliopsida; Poales; Poaceae. The record is from the annotation of a GenBank genome assembly.
AUGGCGCGUCGUCGCGGCCGCGUGGAGAUGCGGCGGAUCGAGGACCGGGUGAGCCGGCAGGUGCGCUUCUCCAAGCGCCGCUCGGGGCUCUUCAAGAAGGCCUUCGAGCUCUCCCUCCUCUGCGACGCCGAGGUCGCGCUCCUCGUCUUCUCCCCCGCCGGCAAGCUCUACGAGUACGCCUCCGCCAGCAUAGAGGAUACAUAUAACCGCUAUCAGCAAUUUUCUGGAGAAGGAAGGAAUAUGAAUGACGAUCAAAAUAAAAACAAUAACAAGGAUGAAGCUUCUUCAGAUUUGCAGUUGAUGCUGAGCGAGAUUGCAGCCUGGUCUCCCCAGAGCAAUGCUGACGAAUCAGAUGUCAAUGAGCUGGAGAAGAUGGAAAAUCUUCUGAGAAAUGCUUUGAAGGAUACGAGAUCCAGGAAGAUGCAGAUGCUGGCGAAACAAAACAGUGGAGCGAGUACAAGCGACCUGAAAAGCGAGGGCGCUACAAGUCAGGAGCAAGGAACGGCGUGA